AUCCAUCCAUCAACCAUAUAUCAUCAAUCAUCAUCAUCAUCAGCAGCAGCUGGGGUAGCAGCUAGCUUGUAAACGCAGGUAGCCAGCACCGCCGGCGCCAUGGCCAUGUCCAAGCUCGCGCUUGUCAUUCUGGUGGCCACCUUCCUCGCUGGCAGUGGCACCCCCACCAACGGGGAUUGUGAGUAUCAGUUGAAGGUGAAGACGGGGGACUGGCCUGGGGACGGCAUGGACGAAGCAUUCGUGGUGUUUUGGUUGUUCCGCGAUAGCCAGGGCGGCGGCGGCCCCAUGGUGUCACAUGAGGAGGACGCCGCUGGCGUCAAGUUCGACCGUGGUAGGACCGACAAGUUCAGCUUCACGGACCCGAAAUGCAUCCGGCCGUGCCGCCUCGUCCUCAGCCUCGACACGUACGGCAGUUCCGGGGAAGGUGAAGAGUGGCACUGCCAGUCCGUCGACGUCACCGUCUCCGGGGACAUCUCCUACUCCAAGUCGUUCCAUGUGAAUCAGUAUGUUGAGUCUGGCAGGCCCAUCGAGAUCGACGAGUGCGACGACGCCGCGGCGGCUUGAGCCCGUCCGUCCGUCCGUACGUACGUGUGAUUGCAUGUGCGUGUUCCCGCGCUCUCCCUGCUGCCAAGAUCGUGUUGUUCUCUACGCGUUUAGGUUUGUGAGUUUGUAUUCAUAUAUCACGCGUUGUUAUGUUUUUUUCUCAGUUAAAAAAAUAAUAAGCGGGAUGAGUUUUCGUUCAUUA
Molecule: messenger RNA, 745 nt
Organism: Hordeum vulgare subsp. vulgare (domesticated barley)
Lineage: Eukaryota; Viridiplantae; Streptophyta; Magnoliopsida; Poales; Poaceae
Exons: 1
Coding region: 100-564 (154 amino acids)
Molecular function (GO): protein binding
Source: RefSeq, a predicted model, not a curated record